UGGAAGGCAGGUGGAGAGGCCCUUAAAACCAGGCAGCGGGCUGCCGCCUCUUCUCCUGGCCUGAGGACAGAGCGAGGCUCACUGAACCUCGGAGAUGAAGGGGUUCCUCACUCUGGCUUGGUUCCUGGCUUAUGAUGUCGUGUGAAUUCUAUCCAGUGUGUCUCGGCCCCUCACCAUGCGUCUGCCUCGGUGCUCAGGAUUCACACACUAUCUUGACAACACCAAGAGGUGUGCCUGCUGUGCUGGGGGGCUUGCUGGACCUGAAGUCCAUGAUCGAGAAGGUGACAGGCAAGGACGCCCUGAAGAACUAUGGCUUCUACGGCUGCUACUGUGGCUGGGGCGGCCGAGGGACGCCCAAGGACGGCACCGACUGGUGCUGCUGGCUGCAUGACCUCUGCUACGGGCGGCUGGAGGAGGAGGGCUGCGGCAUCCGGACGCAGUCGUACCAGUACCGCUUCGCACGGGGCCGGGUCACCUGCGAACACGGGCCUUUCUGUCCAGUGGGUCUCUGUGCCUGUGACCGGAAGCUUGUCUACUGCCUGAAGAGAAACCUCUGGAGCUACAACCCCCAUUACCAGUACUUCCCCAACAUCUUCUGCUCCUAGCUGCUCCGGUGGCUCCUGUCCUCUCCUGCGGCCACUGAGCUCCCUCUGCCCUGGGUCCUGAGAGAUGCGAUCAGGCCUCAUUCUUUCUCCACGCUCCACCAGGCCUGGAGGAGCCCCAGGGUUCCUGCCUUCCAGAGUCCCAAGGUCCCGGGGGCCUCCACUUGCAAGGACAGCCCCUCUGGGCUGGCCCUCUCCGCUGGCCCCAGGUCCAGGGGGCACUUACUUUUCUGUCUCUGGAAUCAGAUUGUCAAAACCACCCUCCAGGGAGUUUUUCCUCAAGUCAAAGCAAAACCGUUUCCCUAAAUCUGCUGAAUGGGUAUUAAAUAAAACUCACCCUCCAGGCUAAUGAAAACCACGCAGGCAUUUCCUCUCGGGUGGGAGUCCCACCUCUUUCUCCAACUUUGGGCACGAAGCCCAAAGUCACCUGCAUUCUCUCAGAGCAGAGGGAAGUCUGGGCGCAGGGAGGAUCCCCAAGAGCUGCGGGCCAACUCUCAGGCUCAUUUUUUAAAACCCUGGAUUCUCCCCGCCAAGCAGUGGGGUUCAUUCUUCCUCAAGAGAGUAGAGGGAAGAUAAUGGGUGAUUACACCAGCCUGGGCAUCAAACCCCAGCUCUGGCUUCUCCAGCUGUGUGAUUUUCAGUCCGUUACUGAACCUCUCUGAUCUGCAAUCUCUUUGAAAAAUAAACAU
Messenger RNA from Sciurus carolinensis (gray squirrel), 1291 nucleotides. It is a transcript of the gene Pla2g5, whose product is annotated as phospholipase A2 group V. The transcript is spliced from 6 exons. Gene Ontology annotation, molecular function: calcium ion binding; phospholipid binding. Lineage: Eukaryota; Metazoa; Chordata; Mammalia; Rodentia; Sciuridae. Gene Ontology annotation, biological process: arachidonate secretion; phospholipid metabolic process; lipid catabolic process. The record is from RefSeq and is a predicted model, not a curated record. Bases 132 to 605 code for a protein of 157 amino acids.